AUGAUGCAGGCGAUCCAGGGGAGACGUGGAAAGGUUUCCAGAGGGGGCUCACCUGUUGACGCCGCAGGCGUCAAGAAGCGUACCAUGGCGCAGGUCAACGGCUUAAGGCAUGAUGCGCAUGCCCUCAUGGCACUGGCAGCUGCAACUCAGCGCGCGGCAGUACAGGAUGCGCCGCAGCGGCCGCCGCUGGCCCCUGAGGAAUUCCAUGAACCGGCACGGCAGGAGUCGGUCAGUUCUGACAAUGACUACAGCGAGGAGCAGUAUCAGCUCGAAAAGCAGCGUGCCGCUCCACGGGGAAGCGGCGCAGCCGCCGAGAGUGAGGAGGAGAAGAAGGAGAAGAGGCGGCUGGCGAACCGGGAGGCGGCGCGGCGGAUGCGGCGGCGGCGCGCGACGCACAUGGCAGCAGUCGAGGAGGAGGUUGAGCGGCUGAGCCAGGACAACAGCAUGCUGCUGCACCGCAUGUCCCAGCUCGUGGCGUCGCACCAGGCCGUGGACGCCGAGAAUGCGCAGCUGCGCGCCGACCUCAUGAACCUACGCGCCUCUGUGGGUGCCUGCCUGCAUGCGGGCCAGCUGGACAGGGCGGCUCCUGGCCUGGCGGCUGCAGUGGCCAACGGCACAAUCUCACCCUCGCUUGUGGUCCCCACUCCACGCCCCGCCGCAGGACCCACCAGCACUGACGAUCAUGACGAGCGCUCGGCUCCGGUGGCGCCGGCGGCGCGGCGGCUGGUGGUGGAGCAGCAGGCGCGGGCAGGCAGGCAGGCGGAGGGGCUGCCCUCAGGGCAGGCUUCAGGCGUGCCCAGCAGCAGCGGCGGGCAGAGCACCGAGAAUGAGAUGACUGUGACUGAGGAGGAGCGCGCCAAGUACAGUAACAGCACCGUCGCUCGCCCAGACGCCAGCUUUGCCACCUCGGGUGAGGCGCUGCCCAGUGCCAGCCGCACACAGAGGAAGAAGGGCACUGCAUGGAAGGCGGCGGGCAGCUGGCUUGCCGAGGACUGA
Coccomyxa subellipsoidea C-169 is the source of this 996-nucleotide messenger RNA. RefSeq lists its product as hypothetical. Gene Ontology annotation, molecular function: DNA-binding transcription factor activity. Gene Ontology annotation, biological process: regulation of DNA-templated transcription. The record is from RefSeq and is a predicted model, not a curated record. NCBI's taxonomy places the organism in Eukaryota, Viridiplantae, Chlorophyta, Trebouxiophyceae, Coccomyxaceae. The transcript is spliced from 8 exons. The coding region runs from base 1 to 996 and encodes 331 amino acids.